AAGAAUGUUGCUGGCUUCCUAUGUGUAGCUAGCUAAUCCUUCUUGAGACCUGCUAGGUGACUGCGACGCUCAAAGUCGAUUUCACUGAAGGGGUCAGGCUUCUCCAUUGAGUUCAUCAGCAGUUAUGAAUGUGGAUGAUGAUGUGGAAAAACUUUUAAAUGGUGAAGGACUAGAAGUAAACAAGGAAUUUGAUUCAGCACCAGCACAGGUUCGAGCAGUGGUUUUAAGGAAAACUGUUACCUACAUUGUCAGUGCUGUCAUCUUCAAUGAAAAGAAUGAGGUGCUCAUGGUGCAAGAGGCCAAAGAGAAUUGCUACCAAAAGUGGUACCUCCCUGCUGGUCGAAUGGAAGAGGGAGAGAGCAUUGUGGAGGCAAUGAGGAGGGAAGUGAAGGAGGAGACUGGGUUCGAGUGCCAGCCCAUCACCCUGGUCCUGGUCCAAGAGCAGGGGCCGGAAUGGAUCCGAUUUGUUUUCCUGGCAGAGAUUACAGGAGGCUCCCUAAAAACAACCGCAGAGGCUGACACAGAGUCUCUACAGGCUGGGUGGUGGGACCAAGAAUCCCCACUCACCCUGAGAGGUCGCGACAUCCUCCGGCUCAUUGAUGCCGCCCUGAAAUACAGAGAGAAACCCUGGCAUCCCGUAGCCAACCCUAUAGACAUGGGCUGCCACGUCAUCGUGCAGAGACUGCUCCUCACCUUCAGCAGCCCAGACGGGACUCUCUGGCUCCUGCUGGGUAACGCCAAGGAGUUGCACCUACCUGUGGCUGUGUCCAAUAAGACCCACACGGUCACGUGGGCAGCCAACAGACUGGUUCAGGAGACCAUGCCCUCAACCUACUACGAGCUUGACGUCAACACCAGGGGGAUCCUGGGACUGCAGCACAGUGGAAGUGUACCCGGGAAGACGGACGGACUGUGCUUCAACACCCUGGUGACCCUGGAGCACACUCGGCAGGGGCCUCACACCAGUCUGCCUCCACCUCUGGAGAACCCUUGCUUUCAGUGGAACAAAGUGGAGAACCGUCGGCUGAGAGAACAGAUUCAACAGAGGCUGACUACUGGGUCCCUCCUUCCGGUGCACAGUCUCUAUUAAGGAGGGGGUGAAUGGACAUUAUUCCAAAGGAAAUACCCUUUUUACUGCACAAGAGACAAAGUUGCCCUAAAAUUGCCCUGGGAGGCACUGGAGCCUCCGCCCAUUCUUACGAAUCAGCCAACCAAAUUCUAAUAUUCAAUACUACACCAACAUGUAAGCUUUUUUACAGGAAGCAGCAGCUAGCCUUGCGGUUGUGGCAUCCAACUAUUAACCAAAAUGUUUCAGAUCAAAUCCCAAGUUGGCAAGGGGAACAUUUUUAACUUAGUCCCUGAACAUAGUGGCUACCUAAAAUGUGACUAUGGAUGUAACUGUCUGCUAAAUGCCUAAAAUGUACAUUUAGAAUAUUUAAAAGCAAAUACGCCAACUUUGCAUUGUUACCUACAUUUUAGCUGCCUAUUUUAAGGUUAUGGUUGUGUGUUUACCUGUUUGAUAUUUGAAUUGAGAAGGUAGAAAAACAGGUUGUCUAAACAUCAGCCAGUGAGAUGACAGGCACAUUUCAGGGCACCUUUAUCAUGCAGGCCUUUUUAGAUGAUGACUUUAGGAAUGCAUUCAUGACAUUGGUUGUAUGUCACUGUGUGGGACCCAUUUCUGUCAUGUUGCAACCUAAAGACGUGUACAGGCCUUUUGGAAAGGCAGGUGAAAUUAAGCCUUUAUUUUCAAUGGGGUUUAAGUACAGAAACCCAAUUUGCUAAUUUAGCACUUCAAAGAAACUGUAAAGUAUAUAAUACUUGAAAUGGACUGCAAUAGUUUUGCAACCAUCUUACCGUAAUGUCCUCUAUCAAGCUUGCUGCUAUUAAACACAGUGGAUUUAUAAGUCAUGGCUACAAAUCACUGUAGUUUUCAUAUGAUUUCAUAUGUUACCAGUAUAGCAUUAAAAUAUGUAAAUAUCUCCACAACUCUGUAAAACCAUGACAAAAAAGAAUAUGAAUCACAAAGUGAGUGACCUUACAGCCAGAUUCAACAGAAUGAUGUACUGGGUUAGCAACAGGGCAACUUCUGACAAUAUAAAGUGGGUUGCAAUUGCAUAUACUUAAAAUUAUACACUGGUGCUUCUGGUUACUCGAAGUAAGCCAAGUAACUUUGAAACUCAUCUCAAUGCAAAUUAAGAAAUGACAGUAAAU
This is a messenger RNA of Esox lucius (northern pike), 2211 nucleotides long. RefSeq names its product nudix (nucleoside diphosphate linked moiety X)-type motif 18 (gene nudt18). Gene Ontology annotation, molecular function: 8-oxo-dGDP phosphatase activity; magnesium ion binding; 8-oxo-GDP phosphatase activity. Lineage: Eukaryota; Metazoa; Chordata; Actinopteri; Esociformes; Esocidae. The record is from RefSeq and is a predicted model, not a curated record. Bases 125 to 1090 code for a protein of 321 amino acids. The transcript is spliced from 4 exons.